AUGGACGGAGCUCCUAGAGGUCGUGGCGCGAGAGGGCGCGGUGCUAGAGGUCGUGGCGGCAGAGCUGGUGGUAGAGCUGGAGGCCGAGCAGGCCGAGGUCGUGGUCUGGACUUCCGGAGGAGUCGGGAGAGAGUGUGGCACCGAGUGUGCAUACUGCGUCGUGGUGGGGUUGCUGACGCAGCUAUUGGCUCGUUUUCCGCCGGUGGUUCCACAGGGGCUCCAGGAGUACCACCAGUGGCAGAGGUGCAUCAUGUUGAGCGAGAUGUGGAGUCUCUAGUUGGCGAGAUCAGUACCUUGCGUUUGUGUGCCAUUUCGCAGGAGCCUUUGGGUUUAGAGGCAGUGGAUCAGGCGGAUCUACUUAGCAGGAUCAGAGUUGCUCAGCAGAGUGAUCAGAGUUUGCUGGAUGCGACUAGAGUGACUGGUUCUGAGUAUGAGGUCUCUGCGAAUGGGACUAUCUUGGUUCGUGGGCGAGUUUGUGUGCCUAAGGAUGUGGAGUUGAGACAUCAGAUUUUGGGAGAGGCUCACGCGAGCAAGUUUUCCAUUCAUCCGGGAGCGACCAAGAUGUACCAUGACCUCAAGAGGUACUAUCAUUGGGUCGGGAUGAAGAGGGAUGUAGCAGACUGGGUUGCGAAGUGCAACACUUGUGCCUUGGUGAAGGCAGAGCAUCAGGUUCCGGGUGGUCUUUUGCAGAGUUUACCCAUUCCAGAGUGGAAGUGGGACAGGAUUACGAUGGAUUUCGUGGUUGGACUACCUGUUUCGAGGACUUUCGAUGCUAUCUGGGUGAUUGUGGAUCGGUUGACUAAGUCCGCACAUUUCUUGGCCAUCAAGAAGACAGAUGGAGCUGCUGUCUUGGCUAGGAAGUUUGUGCGAGAGAUUGUGAGGCUGCAUGGAGUGCCAGCUAGUAUUGUGUCAGACCGUGAUCCCAGAUUCACUUCAGAGUUUUGGAGGGCGUUUCAGGCAGAGAUGGGCACUAAGGUGCAUCUGAGUACAGCUUAUCAUCCGCAGACAGAUGGUCAGUCAGAGAGGACUAUUCAGACUUUGGAGGAUUUGCUGAGGAUGUGUGUGUUGGAUUGGGGUGGCCAUUGGGCAGAUCACCUGAGCUUAGUUGAGUUUGCAUACAACAACAGCUUUCAGGCGAGUAUUGGCAUGGCUCCAUUUGAGGCUUUGUAUGGGAGGCCAUGUAGGACACCCCUAUGCUGGACCCAAGUGGGGGAGCGCAGCAUGUAUGGAGCUACUUAUGUUCAGGAGACGACAGAGAAGGUUCGUGUUGUGAGGCUGAACAUGAAGGAGGCUCAGGAUAGGCAGAAGAGUUAUGCAGAUAGACGCAGACGAGAGCUUGAGUUUCAGGUGGAGAUAGAGUUUAUCUCAAGAUGGCUAUGUUGA
Messenger RNA from Microthlaspi erraticum, 1383 nucleotides. The record is from the annotation of a GenBank genome assembly. NCBI's taxonomy places the organism in Eukaryota, Viridiplantae, Streptophyta, Magnoliopsida, Brassicales, Brassicaceae.